AAUAACGACUUCGAGAGACUGCAGACCAAAAUGGCAGUGGCAAGAUCGUCGUCCGUCCUUCGGCAGAAGAAAAUUUUCAAAAUCGUAGCACUCAUCUUUUUGGUCCUGCUCUUUGUGUUCGUACUGCAAUACAACACAGACAAAAAGCACGAAACAAGCGAAGAAACGAAUGUCCUUACACGGUUAGAUCUGCCAUGGAGAAGCAAAAAAGGGUUUCCACGCAAAGAAGACUACGAGAAGGAGUAUCCUUUGCUGCUGGAAAACGAACAGUUGGUGAUUUGUUACGAAAGCAAUAAGGACUACCGAAAGCCAUUGUACGCUUCCACCACGCUGCCUGAGGCUGUAACGGAUGAACCAAGCACAACACAGCGGAACCAGCAGCAGCAGCAGCAGCAGAACCAGCAGCAGCAGCAGAACCAGCAGCAGCAGCAGCAAAUCCAACCGCAACAACAGUCCAAUGGCACCGAGCCGAUGAUUUACUUUGUCACGCCGACUUACCCGCGACGCGAGCAGAUCGCGGAAAUAAUUCGGCUUGGUCAAACGCUGAUGCACGUGCCCCGGUUGCAUUGGAUCGUGGCCGACGACACGAGCAGUUGCAGCGCUACGCUAAACAGUCACAUUAGGAAGUUCGGAAUACCGUACACACAGCUCGCUAGUCCGAUGCCCGAGAUGUACCGUGCUCGAAAGAACGCUCCCCGGGGCGUUGCCAAUCGCCGUGCAGCACUCAAUUGGAUCCGCAGAAAUCAGAAGAAAGCGGGCGUCCUGUACUUUGGCGAUGACGACAACACGUUCGAUCUGAAGCUGUUCAGCGAGAUUCGGUACACGAAGAAAGUGUCCAUGUUCCCGGUGGGACUGAUUGGGGACUACGCCAUCAGUACGCCCAUCGUAGAAAACGGUCGCGUGACGGGUUUCUUUGAUUCGUGGCCCGCCAAGCGUAAGUGGCCCGUUGAUAUGGCCGGUUUCGCGGUCAGCCUCGAGUAUCUGGCACUCAGCCCGAACGCAACGAUGCCAUUCAAGGCCGGGUACGAGGAGGACGAGUUCCUGAAGAGCAUCGGUCUGAAGCUGGAAGAUAUUGAACCGAAGGCGCGCAAUUGUACGGAAAUUCUCGUGUGGCACACGCAAACGAAGAGUAGCAAAUCGCCCACGGUACGAAUCUCGAUGGACCGGCAAAAGCUAGAUAAGCUGAAUCUUGGCGCACUGCUGAGCCGGUUGGAAAGUAUGGGCGUGAAUCAUAUCAGCGAAUCCGAAGGAACAACAGCUCAGGCCAUUGUGAAUGGUAGUGUGAAACCGUUGUCGUUUUGGUUUAGCUAAUAAGUGUAAUCGUUUCGCCGGC
Molecule: messenger RNA, 1333 nt
Organism: Anopheles maculipalpis
Lineage: Eukaryota; Metazoa; Arthropoda; Insecta; Diptera; Culicidae
Product: galactosylgalactosylxylosylprotein 3-beta-glucuronosyltransferase S
Exons: 7
Coding region: 31-1311 (426 amino acids)
Biological process (GO): chondroitin sulfate proteoglycan biosynthetic process; carbohydrate metabolic process
Cellular component (GO): Golgi membrane
Molecular function (GO): galactosylgalactosylxylosylprotein 3-beta-glucuronosyltransferase activity
Source: RefSeq, a predicted model, not a curated record